UCUGAAAUAUUAGUGGUUUAUUUUCAAAUAGUGUUAACACACCUCUUAUUAUUUCAGUCCAGGUUUAGUCACAUUCCCUAACGUGUUGGAACAGAAAACCCAUGGCAGAGACUCAGUCAGGUCUUUCCAGUUUCAACUGACAGCUCGGGGGUCCAUAAUGACAUCUUGCUGCGGGGAAUAAUGUCUUACAAUCACAAAAUCUUAUCUCUGUUAAAUUCUUUAGGUGAAUAUUUAGAGUUCUGGUUUUGCAGUUUAGGUAACGAGGCCAUCAUAACGACAGAUGCUCUUCAUCAUCAGCUUUUAUAGAAAUCCAUCACAGAUAGUCAUUUACAUUCCUUCCGUCUGUCCUUCCCUCCGUCCCUCCCUCAUUCUCACAAGGCUUCAUAUUUCUUUGUUUUUUGCCUUCUCUGUUCUGAUCAUUCAUUUUGUGUUAUGUCUUGAGCUUGGUGCCAGCUUCUGAACACAUGGCAUGUGAUUACACCGUCCUCAUCAUUCCUCUCCAGAACAGCCUCUACAGCCCUGACGCACUUCACUGCUUCCACUCGCUAAAGAAACGUAGAGAUCUGGAAAGACAAAAAGACAUCCUGUGGGCUGGACUGCAGGUAGUGGAACAAACACAGCUGUGGUACCAGAAUCGCCUGAAGCUGAAUUUACAAAGACAAGUUUGCUUCAGUACAGGAGACUUAGAUGGAGAGAAAUCUGCAAAUCGCCUGUACCUUGCAGGGAAGGUGGUCUUGCGCUAUGCGGUCUUGUAUGCAGCGUGCGAACGGGAGUUUGGGCAGUAUGAUGAGCGAUUCCUGUGUCUGGAACAAUCUGGCCCCAGAGGAGAGCGGGGGAUCGGACUGGGACCUCCGGUGGAGCAAUGCCACAUUGGUCAAGGAAGUGAAUCAGCAGAAUCAACAGAUUUCAGUGUUGGAACUUGAGAAGGCACAACUUCUUCAGCAGCUUGUUUUAAAGAACACCUGAAUAAUGACAUUGCACAUUUUAAACUUUAAUUGCAAAAGGCUUUCUUUUUUUAAAUCACGCAGCGACCUGUAAAUAGUUAAAGCUGAUUUGAAAAGACUGAAUGGUAAAAGUAAUUUUAGCUCUAGUAUACGCUCAGUCCACACUAUUUUUUAUCUUCCAGCUGAAAGGGAAUUAGAGAUAUAUGUUCAAUGUUUUUCUUUUCUUAAACUAUUUGUUGAUACUGUACAUAAAACUCAUUUGUUAAUAAUGAUUAAAAUACUUUUUUUACUACUUACACAAAAACAGUUAUUGAAAUAUAAUUCAAAACACGACCACAUUUUUUGAAGACACUAAUGGCAACAUCUGAAAGCUGUCUUGAGACCUCGUUUCCUUUGUUCUCUGAUGUGCAUGAUUGUAAUAUGAAUGGCAUUGCUCGUCAGGGCCAGCAACAGUAACUAAGGAGAGUGGGCCUUUGUCAAUCAUCAAUUACAUAAAACUGUAUAUAUUAAUUUCACAAAAUAAAAACAUUUUAUAUUUAUUUGUUUGAAUAUUUAAAUCCAGACUGAAAUCAAUGAUAGUGUAUUUAAAUCAUACAAUUCAUUCAAAACUUACAGAAAUUAAUGUUAUGUUGAUAUAUCCAGAGGAGAACUGGACCCCAACUGAGCGUGGUUUCUCCAAGGUUUUUUUUUUUCUCCAUUCUGUGAUGGGUGAGGUUUUGGAUGUUCUAGGGAUUAUCAUUGAUUGGUUGAUAGAUAUGAACCUAACAAAUGUAGUAUUUUAAUACAGGCUUUAAUGGUUAAAAUGCAUGCAUUACUGUGAUGUGUCAUUUCAAAUAUAAUGCUGUUUCAGUGGCAAUGCAUUUGUAUGAAAUUCUAAAACCACUUUUAAGUCAACAAAAACUCUUCAGGUUUUCACAAAUUGUGCAUACUAACAUAUUCUUCAUAAUUUAAUAGAUGCAUUGCAUAGGUGAUUAAAAUGAGCAUUUAUUUUAGAUUUAUCUAUUUUCUGUAUUAGUGCCAUGUUUUGAAUGUAUUUGUGUAAAUGUGAUUUUUUUACUAAAUUAAAUAACAUUUUCAUUAAUGCAAACAUACAUUUUCACAAAAAUAAGACAUUUUAGACACUGUCUAAACAAAUAGAAACGUUUAUGCAGUAUGUAACACAUACUCUGUAUAAAUUAUUUUGAACAUUAAAUGGUCAAACUCAAA
Puntigrus tetrazona (Sumatra barb) is the source of this 2150-nucleotide messenger RNA. RefSeq names its product suppressor APC domain containing 1 (gene sapcd1). The transcript is spliced from 4 exons. The record is from RefSeq and is a predicted model, not a curated record. The coding region runs from base 465 to 923 and encodes 152 amino acids. Lineage: Eukaryota; Metazoa; Chordata; Actinopteri; Cypriniformes; Cyprinidae.